GGAGGUUUCACUGUAUCUGCAUUUGCGUAUAAAUUUUUGACGGUUCAGUGUGACUGCACAAACCAUGGUUUGUGAUAACCAUUCGAAAGGCUGCCAUUUCUUCGUCCAUUGGACAUAGCUUGUGCAGUAAUCGAUCAUUUUUGGUUGUAACCAUUUUUAGCUCAAGCUUCACAAACUUGAAGAAGAUUAGAUUGUGUGCGCCCAAUCGUUGCCGAAGUUCAGUAUCUAGAUUGCUACCAAUAAACCAUAAAUUGUCGUACACCGGUCAGUACCGGUGCUAAAAUGUUUCGUGCGUUUGAAGAUGCGGUAGCAGUACUAACAAAGGCAUCAUUAGCGAAGCAAUGGACAACGCGAAAAGACCGGUGCAUCCCUAUUCCGAGGCGAAUGCCGUCAGCAAGUAUUUCUUCUGGUGGCUAGUUGGCCUACUGCGAACGGGACUGCGGAGGCAGAUUGCAGUAGGCGAUAUUUACCGAACACUGGACGAUCAUCGAAGUGAGCGAAUCGGUACACGAUUCCGCGAUAAUUGGCUGCGGCAAGUGCAAUUGCAGCAGCAGGAGAAGCAAAAUAGGAAGAAACCUAUUGGCAGUGAUGGUGGGAAAAAGCGUCCGUGGAGAUUGCUGAGGGUGGUGUUCAAGCUCUACGGUCCGGGCGUGAUUGUCUUUGGGGUGAUUUACAGCUGGUUGGAAUCUGCUUGCAGAAUCGUUCAACCUUUUCUGCUGGGCGAACUGAUUCGGUACUUUGACCAAGUGGCGGCAGCCACUUCGGUGGAAUCGGAAUCUUCUCCGGAACAAUCACAGCCACCAAUUUCCGAAGCGUAUCUUUAUGCGGGUGGACUGGCUCUGACGGUGGUCGCACCGUUGGCCAUUUUUCAUCUCUACCAAUUGUUCCUGCUGCAGGUGGGAAUGAAACUGCGAAUCGGAUGCUGCGCGAUGAUUUAUCAAAAGGCCCUCCAGCUGUCGACGACCCUCUCGGCGGACGGACUCAGCGGUCGCAUCAUCAACCUCAUGUCCAACGACGUCAGCCGGUUCGACUACGCCGUGAUCUUCUUCCACGAUCUGUGGAAGGGCCCCGUUGAGUUGGUGAUCGUGUCGUUCCUGGUCUACCGUCUUAUCGGUCCCACCGGGUUGAUCGGAAUAGCCAUCCUGUUGUUGUUCAUACCGGGUCAAGGAUGGCUGGGCAAGCAGGCGGCUUCGUUUAGGCUCAGGGCAGCCUUGGCCACUGACGAUCGGGUGAAGUUCACCAACGAGAUCGUUCAGGCUAUUCAGGUGAUUAAGAUGUACGUCUGGGAACGGCCGUUUGAGGCGGUUGUGCAGCGGUUGAGACGCGACGAGAUCCGAGCGUUACGAGGAAGUGCCUUUAUCCGAUCAGGACUGUUCGCGCUGAGGAUCAUGCCGAAGUUGUCGAUCUUCGCCAGUCUGGUGGCGUACGUAUACGCUGGAAAUGCGCUGACGGCCGUCAAGGUCUACAUGCUGGUGUCGUUCUUCAGCGUGAUCAAUCACUCGAUGGUGGAGUUCUGGCCGUUGGCGGUGACGUCCUGCGCCGAGGCGUGGGUCUCGUUGAAACGGAUCGAGGACUUUCUCGAUGAGGAAGGUCAAAUGAUGGAUGGGGAAAGGGGAGGGGGAGAAGAGAUGUGUGAGAAGAAGAUUGAGGUUAAGGCGAUGCGAACGGAAUGGGCGGAGUCGAGCUUCCGGAUGCGGUUGGAUGAAUGGAACGUGGGAAGAGGUGAGACUUGGGCGAUUGUUGGGCAAGUAGGAAGCGGGAAGUCUUCGUUACUGAGUUUGUUGAUGAAAGAGCUAUUGCCUAGGGAAGGAUCAGUGACGAUCAGUGGAACGGUGAGUUACUGCUCACAGAAGCCUUGGGUGUUUGAAGGAACGGUUCGGGAGAAUAUAGUGUUCAUAGAACCGUUCGAUGAAAAUCGAUACAAUGAAGUGGUCAGGGUUUGUGCGUUGCAGAGAGAUCUGAUGCUGUGGCCGAACAGUGAUCAGACGGUAGUUGGUGAGCGGGGUGUUAGUCUGAGUGGUGGACAGAAAGCGCGAGUGAAUCUUGCAAGAGCGAUCUAUAGGCGAGCAGACAUCUACUUGCUGGACGAUCCUCUAUCUGCGGUGGAUGCUCAUGUAGGGAAACACAUCUUCGAAGAGUGUAUUCAGGGAUACCUGGCUGAGAAAAUCUGCGUGUUGGUAACUCAUCAGCUACAGUAUCUCAGUGGAAUGGAUCGUAUAAUGAUCAUGAACAAAGGACAAGUUGAAGCCAAGGGUAGUUACGAAGAAGUGCGACAAUAUUUCAAAGAUAUAGUUCAAGCUAAGGACUCUGACGUGGAUGUAACUGAAGAAACGAUCGAGACAGAUCAACUGUUAGAAGAAACCACACAAGAAGGUCCAGCAAACAGCAAAGUGGGCGAAAACCAAAACGAUGGAACCAUUGGAUUCAGGGUAUACAAAGACUUCCUCAAGUCGGUGAACAACGGGUUGUUCGUCGUAUUAGUUGGCUUACUGCUUCUGGCCUGGCAGAUGUCUUCGACAGGCACUGACUACUACUUGCUCAUUUGGGUCAACUGGGAGGAGAAAUUCUCCGGCACCUCAGAUGCAACGUGGACCACAGACGAUCACAUCCUGCUGUACAGCGGACUGAUCGCGCUGACUCUUCUCCUGUCGGUCAACUCGUUCGCCUUCUUCGAAAUGUGUCUACGGGCGUCACUCAAUCUGCACGCAUCCCUCUACCAGGGCAUUUCGAGAGCCACCAUGUACUUCUUCAACACCAACUCAUCCGGACGGGUGAUCAACCGCUUCUCCAAGGACAUCGGCCUGAUUGAUGCCGGGCUGCCGGUGGUUAUGAUCGACAGUUUGUACUUCUUCCUGGAGUUGGCGGGUAUAAUCGUGAUCGUUUCGCUGGCAAACUACUGGCUGCUGGUUCCGACGGCCAUCAUGGCAGCCCUAUUCUACGCUUUACGCUACGUCUUUCUGAAAACGGCGCGGAACGUCAAGCGAGUCGAGGCGAUCACGCGUAGUCCGAUUUUCGCUCAUACAAACGCUACCGUGGAAGGUCUCACCACGGUUCGAGCUUUCGGAGCGCAGCGGCAGAUGCUGUCACAGUUCGACGCCCACCAGGAUCUGAACUCUUCGGCUUCGUUCCUGUUCGGAGCCAUCGCCAGAGGUUUUGCCUUCUGGUUGGACCUAAUAUGUGCACUAUACAUUGCUGCAGUCGUCUUCAGCUUCCCAAUACUGGGAACCGAAAUUGUCAGCGGAAACGUCGGGUUGGCCAUCACGCAGGUGCUAAAUUUAAUCGGCAUGUGCAACUGGGGCUUACGGCAAACAGCCGAGCUGGAAAACCAAAUGACUUCCGUCGAAAGGGUUCUGGAGUACUCCCGGCUGGACGAGGAAAAGGAUACCAUCAAACCAGCGAUGGAAAUUUCGCAAAACUGGCCCCAGAAGGGAAGUGUUGAAUUCCGUAGCAUCACCUUGCGAUACGCCCCGCACGCCGAACCGGUGCUGAAGAGACUAAGUUUCGAGAUUAAGGCGAAGGAACGCAUCGGCAUCGUCGGUCGGACCGGUGCCGGCAAGUCAUCGAUUAUUCAGGCCCUCUUUCGCCUGGCACCGAUCGACGCCGAAAGGGGGACCAUCCUCAUCGACGGGCUCGACACUGGGGCGGUUCCGUUGCGUCGCCUCCGGGCUGCCAUCUCGAUUAUUCCCCAGGACCCGGUCAUCUUCUCCGGCACGUUACGCUCCAAUCUGGACCCGUUUGAGGGGCCCGGGCAGCCGGAUGAUAGCCGGCUUUGGGCGGCACUUGAGCAGGUAAAACUGAAGGACGUAGUUGCUAACUGCUCGGGAGGACUGGACGCCAAGAUGGUCGAAGGGGGAGCCAAUUUCAGCGUCGGUCAACGGCAGUUGAUUUGCCUCGCGAGGGCCAUCCUGCGGGACAGUCGGAUCCUGAUCCUGGACGAGGCCACUGCUAGUGUGGACCCGGAUACGGAUAAACUGAUCCAAUCGACGAUCCGGAACCAGUUUCGAGAUUGCACCAUUCUCACCAUUGCUCACCGAUUGCACACCAUCAUGGACAGCGAUCGGGUUCUGGUGAUGGACGCCGGCCAAUUGGUCGAAUUCGACAGUCCAGCGAAUUUGUUACUCCAACCCAGAGGCUUUUUCCGGAAGCUUUUCGACGAAACCGGAAUGGACAUCAAUGAGUAUUUGGUCAUCCGAAAAAGUUGACAAAUCAAUCACGCCCCGCUAGGGUAACAACAGUUUGUUCAAAUAAAGUUUCCGAUGAGUACCGUCUGCCGUCA
Messenger RNA from Aedes aegypti (yellow fever mosquito), 4276 nucleotides. Its product is annotated as probable multidrug resistance-associated protein lethal(2)03659. Gene Ontology annotation, biological process: transmembrane transport. Gene Ontology annotation, molecular function: ABC-type transporter activity; ATP binding; ATP hydrolysis activity. The record is from RefSeq and is a predicted model, not a curated record. Gene Ontology annotation, cellular component: membrane. The coding region runs from base 342 to 4202 and encodes 1286 amino acids. The transcript is spliced from 11 exons. NCBI's taxonomy places the organism in Eukaryota, Metazoa, Arthropoda, Insecta, Diptera, Culicidae.